AACGCGGGAUUACAGACGACUUGGACACCUGAGUAUCGCGAGAUUUGACCAGCUGUUUAGUCUGUUUUUUUUUUAGACUGGUGCUGCUUGUCGGUCUACACGUGGGGAGGAUCUGACUUUGCUUUCCACUGGGACACAUUUGAAAAAUUCACAAUAUCCGUAUUGCUCUCAUCGUGGCGGCACCAAGGACCAUAACAUACUGUGUAGCUGUUAGUGUCCUGAGGAAAUGCCGCUGAGGUUUCGUUCUAUUGCGCCCUACACACUACCCGGAGUCCUUGCACUGAUCGGCUGGUGGUGGUACAUCUCGCGGAAGAAAGAGCGGAUCAUCAGCCAUGACAGCCCAGAGGGGGCUCCAACCACUAUGGGCCUUAGAGCGUCUCCAGCAGAGGGUAGCAACGGUUUGGUCGAGAAAGGCACUGUAUCUCCCUCAAAUGGCACAGAAAGUCCCACCCACAGACCGCCGAAGGUUGGCGACCUGAGAACAGAACAUGAAAAUAUUUCCCCGAUCCAUGUCCGGGACAAUGAAGCAGCACCUUCACUAAGACAAAGUUCUGAAGAAGCUGCUCCUCACCUUGACAGAAUAAGACUAGGGGAAGUCCAUAAACCCUCAUGCUCGACUCCAUUACCUGGCAAAGAAGACUGCCCGCAGGUGUCGUUGAAAGACCAUAAAGACCCAGAGAAGAGCUUAACACCUGCCUUGGUAAAAGAGCUGGAUAAACACCUAGUCAACAAGCCAGCCUCUCCUUUAGAAGCCACAGUAGAAGAGGUGGUCUUGCCCUGCCGGUCUACCAAAGUCACCAGCGCCUCCCCAACAGCGCACCUUUCUGAUGCAGAGAGGCCAGAGCCAGAAGGGGAAGUUGCAAAGCACUACAGCCCUGUGAAUACACAAGCUGAAAUAGUUGUUUAUGCAGUCACCCCAGCCAAAGUGCAGAGAGUGAUCCCAUCAGAGGCUGACUCUCUAGAGACGCCCCCUUCAGAGCAGGAUUUCCACCAACACAUUCUAAGCAGCACCCCUGCCCCAACCUCCAUGGCCCAGACAACGGACCAAGACUCCACUACCAUAUCAGAGACGCCAGAGGACAUCCAGGUACACUGUGGCCGUGGAAAGGAGCAGGAUCUGGAGCUUCUGGCAGCUGGACUCAUACAUGAGGUCAUCUCUGCAGCCACCCAGGAGGUCCUUGGUGUCACCAGUUACCAGGUCACAGAAACCAGCCAGCCCAGUUGCAGCAGCAGCAGCACACCGCUGGCCGGCAGCAGACUAUGCUCACAACAGGAGCCCAGCACAGCAGUACUGCAGCACCACCAUCUACUGUCAGGCCCCACUCAGAUAGGCUGCGAGGCCACAGAGAAGGAAGAGCUGGGGAUGCCCAAUGGCUGCUCCUCGGCCCCAGUAUGGGAGUCUGUCGAGGUCAGUCACAGGGUUCAUCAGACAAACCAUGCACAGAGAGGCCAUUGGCCUACACCGUCGCACCAAGCAGCACAGAGUCCCCCUACUUUGCUAAACAUGAAACUGAAAGGCGAUGAAGCAGCGGUGCUGGGCGACGACUCUGCCUGCAGUACGUGCCACUCUGAGGAUGGCAUUAGCAGCGAGGACCUUCAGAACAGCAUGUAUGACAACCAAACGGAUGUGAGUCAGCUUACGGACUUGUCUGCAAAAGAUGCCACCCAACCUCAAUUGCGGGUCGAGACGGCCAUGGAGGCAUCGUUGUUGGCUGUAACUGAAGACAACUCAUCGGAUGCGGUGUGUGAGAUAAAGAGGCUUAACGGACUGGGCCUGAGGAAUGGAGCUCACGGGACAUGUGAGGUGGAGACGGACCAGUCUGGAGGCUCUGAUGUGAACAGUAUGGACUCUGUGGACAGCGGCUGCACAAUGGGUGCCGGGGAAAGCCAGAGCAACCUCGCUGCCUCCUCCAGCUCUGAGCUCAUCAUCUGGGAGAUCGAGGUGCCAAAGCAUCUUGUAGGGCGGUUAAUAGGGAAGCAGGGAAGAUAUGUGAGCUUCCUGAAGCAGAACUCUGGCGCAAAGAUCUAUAUCUCCACCCUGCCUUAUACACAGGAGUUCCAGAUCUGUCACAUAGAGGGUACGCAGCAGCAGGUUGACAAAGCCCUGUCCCUGAUCGGGAAGAAGUUUAAAGAUCUGGACUUGACUAACCUGUAUGCACCUCCGCCACCCCCGCUCACAUUGCCAUCACUUCCCAUGACCUCCUGGCUUCUUCUCCCCAGCGGAGUGACCGUUGAAGUGAUCGUGGUGAACAUCGUGUCGGCCGGUCACGUCUUCGUCCAGCAGCACACCCACCCCACCUACCACGCCCUGCGCAGCCUGGACCAGCAGAUGUUCCUCUGCUACUCCCAGCCGGGCACCCCGGCCCUCCCCUCACCCGCUGAAGGGUGUGAUCUGUGCGCUCCAGCGGUGGAUGGAGCCUGGUGGAGAGCUCAGGUCAUCACCUUCUAUAAAGAAACUAACGAAGUGGAGAUCAGAUACGUUGAUUAUGGAGGCUACGACCGAGUUAAGAUUGACUCACUACGGCAAAUAAGGUCUGAUUUUGUAACACUACCGUUCCAAGGGGCUGAAGUAUUGCUUGACAACAUCGCCCCACUUCCAGGAGAGGAUCGCUUCUCAGCGGAGGCCACGUCAGCACUGGAGGAGAUGACCAGAGGAGUGGCAUUGCUCGCCCAGGUCUCAAACUACGAUAACAACACGGGCCUCCCACUGGUCCACCUGUGGAACAUGGUCGGAGACGAGGUGGUUUCAGUUAACCGUACGCUGGCAGAGAGGGGCCUGGGUGUUUGGAUGGAUGGAUUUUGAACUCUAACAGGCUCUGAUCUUCACCCCUCCAUCCACCCACUCACUCCCUUAUUGUCUUGUGAUCAGCAGUCUGGGACCCGGGUCACCCACUGGAUCUAAGAAGAUUGUUUUUCCUUUCAUUUCUUUUCUUCUUUUUUGGUCCCCAUUUCUUUGAAAUGAAUUAAAAAUUGUUUGCAGGCAUAAUCUACAAGAACGGCACUGUUUCAAAAUAAAGCAACCUUCCCCUCUUGUUCUUGUACACAAAAAGAACUCAAAGAGGGAAAAAAACUAGAUACUUGUGAAAAAAAAAAACAUUUUUAAAUCUAUAUUGUAACUAAAUAAAGGUUCAACCAA
Molecule: messenger RNA, 3136 nt
Organism: Etheostoma spectabile (orangethroat darter)
Lineage: Eukaryota; Metazoa; Chordata; Actinopteri; Perciformes; Percidae
Product: A-kinase anchor protein 1, mitochondrial
Exons: 11
Coding region: 227-2803 (858 amino acids)
Cellular component (GO): mitochondrion; membrane
Molecular function (GO): protein kinase A regulatory subunit binding; RNA binding
Source: RefSeq, a predicted model, not a curated record